AUGACAUAUGAUUGGAAAAGCGUUAUUGCCUAUAUAUUCUUAUGUUCUCUGAGAUUAAUUUGUUCUUUAUCGACUGGGUAUAUUCAUCCCGAUGAAUUCUUUCAAUCCCCAGAAAUUAUGGGUGGUGAUGUAUUUGGGUUUGAGGUAUUUAGGCCUUGGGAAUUUGAAAAAUAUCCACAAUGUCGUUCUAUAGUCAUUCCUAAUCCAAUGACAUUACUUAAAGUUGAGUGGCAGGGAAGGCUAAUAUUUACACCAUUAAAUAAUAUCCGAUACAAUCUUGAUUCUAAUAAUUUAGCAGAGCAUGGACUUCAUCCUAGAUACCUUCAUAUUUUCAAUUUUGUUCUUCUUUUUGGACCACUUGUAUUACUGGCAAUGAAGGAUCUUAAUGCCAGUUUUAAUUACAUGAGAUUUACAGCUAAGAAAAGAUACAAGACUGUUAUUAUUUAUAGUGGUCUGUGUGGAUUCAUAUUACUUUCAUUGAUACCGCACCAAGAACCAAGGUUCCUUUUACCACUUUUAAUUUCUGUGAUAGUAGUACCUUCAGAUAGAUUACAAAAAUUACCGAAAUUAUUUUGGCUUUCAUGGGUAAUAUUUAAUGCCAUAUUUGCAAUGUUCUUUGGCGGACUCCAUCAAGCAGGAAUUAUACCAAUAAUUCAAAGAUUACAAUAUGAAGCGAUUGGGUUCAGGAAUUGUGAGGAAUACGAAGGAUACGUUCGUUGUGAUGUUGGUAAAAGGAUUAUUAGACCAGCUUAUAAAAUUGCAGAUACAAGUGUGCAAGUUAACAUCCACGAUCUAGCUGGUCGACCAAUUAAAAUCUUAGAAGCUUUGUUGUUGAAACAAGUUAGCCCCCCAAAACACUUAAUUACUCCUUAUUUGAGACAUAUCUAUUUUCAACAACGUGUCAAUGGUAAUAUUACCCUAAGACAAUAUGAAAGAACGUUGUUAGUAACACCUUCAACAACGGACUUGUCAAUAUUUGAAGAGCACAGUAAGUCACAGUCAAACUCAGAAACCAAGAAAAUUGAAUUGGUUUUGGCUGAUAAAUAUUGGCCUCAUUUGAAUUUUGAUUAUUUUGAUAGAGUUUUUAAAUCUGGAAUGUAUUUAAAUGUUUAUGCUGUUGUUCAAGGAUGA
Molecule: messenger RNA, 1131 nt
Organism: Cetraspora pellucida
Lineage: Eukaryota; Fungi; Glomeromycota; Glomeromycetes; Diversisporales; Gigasporaceae
Source: the annotation of a GenBank genome assembly